Molecule: messenger RNA, 2165 nt
Organism: Malaya genurostris
Lineage: Eukaryota; Metazoa; Arthropoda; Insecta; Diptera; Culicidae
Gene: Aldh7A1
Product: putative aldehyde dehydrogenase family 7 member A1 homolog
Exons: 2
Coding region: 90-1703 (537 amino acids)
Molecular function (GO): aldehyde dehydrogenase (NAD+) activity
Source: RefSeq, a predicted model, not a curated record
ACUAACAGACAGUGAAACUUAUUCUAUUGAAGUUGACUCUAGAUUCAAAAGACGGAACGUUAUAUUAGUAAAAUUUAUAGUUUUCUAGGAUGAUUUCCGCAGUACUAAGCUCAAAAUUCACUCGUGGAAAAUGUAUUGUCAAUCAUAUUAGGCAACCUUUAUUGAGAUUAACUUCUACUUUCGUACAAGACAAUACAAAAAUUCUUAAAGAUCUUGGGUUAGAGAAGGUGAACAAUGGUGUAUACAACGGAGAAUGGAUUGGAAAUGGUGAAAUAGUUAAAUCGAUUGAUCCUGCAACUGGCAAUGUCAUUGCUGAAGUAAAAACAGGCACACUAUCUGAAUUGGAGAGCUGUUUUGAAGCUGGAUCUGAAGCCUUCGAGAAAUGGAAAAAGUUACCAUCUCCGCAAAGAGGAGAAAUCGUUCGACAGAUAGGUCAAGAAUUGCGAAGGUUUAAAGAACCACUUGGCAAAUUAGUAUCGUUGGAGAUGGGAAAAAUUUUGGCCGAAGGAGUUGGUGAAGUGCAGGAAUUUAUAGAUAUUUGCGAUUAUGCUGUUGGUUUAUCUAGAAUGUUUGCCGGUCAAAUUUUACCAUCAGAAAGAAUGAAACAUACUAUAAUAGAAAAAUGGAAUCCAUUAGGAUUAGUCGGUGUAAUAUCAGCGUUUAAUUUCCCUUGCGCGGUAUUUGGAUGGAAUGCAGCUAUCGCUUUAGUUGUGGGUAAUUCGGUGCUUUGGAAAGGAGCUCCAAGUACUCCUUUAGUGUCUAUUGCAACCACCAAAAUUGUAACAGAUGUAUUGAAAAAAAAUAAUUUGCCUCCGAUAGUCACUCUAUGUCAAGGUGGCACGGAUAUUGGUAAGAAUAUGGUAACAGACCAUCGAGUAAAACUUCUAUCUUUUACUGGUAGUACCGCUGUCGGGCGUGAAGUAGGUGUUGAGGUCCAACGAAGGUUUGGUAAAUUUUUACUGGAACUUGGUGGUAAUAAUGCACUCAUUAUUAAUGAAGACUCUCCUGUUGAUAUCGCUCUCGAUGCGGCCUUUUUUGGAUGUAUCGGCACUGCCGGACAAAGAUGUACUAGCACACGUCGAUUGAUUAUUCAUGAAAAACUCUAUAGUGCAAUUGUUUCAAAACUAGUUGACCGUUAUAUAAAUAUACUUACGCGAGUCGGUCAUCCUUUACAUGAGUCUACUCUGUAUGGACCACUACAUAAUCAGGAAGCUGUAGAUAAUUACAAAAGGACUGUUGAUGAGGCUGUGAAAUUAGGAGGAAAGAUAGAAUGCGGUGGCAGACGUAUAGAUAGGCCAGGAUUCUUCGUAGAGCCAACCAUCAUAACCAAUCUACCCCAUGAUUCACCAAUCAUUUAUAAGGAAACCUUCGCUCCGAUAGUCUUUGUUUUGAAGAUGAAGAAUUUAGAUGAAGCAAUUGAAUGGAACAAUGAAGUUCAUCAUGGAUUAUCAUCUUCACUUUUCACGUCUAAUAUUGUUUCAGCUUUCCAGUGGAUUGGUGAAAGUGGAUCGGAUUGCGGCAUCGUUAACAUUAAUACAUCACCUUCUGGAGCGGAAAUCGGAGGAGCAUUUGGUGGGGAAAAGCAAACUGGCGGAGGACGUGAAUCGGGUUCAGAUUCCUGGAAACAAUACGUCCGACGAUCAACAAUUACUGUGAAUCAUUCAGCAGAUCUAUCUCUAGCCCAGGGUAUCAUAUUCAAAUGAAGUAGGUUAUUAUACAAUUUCAUUACAUAAUUGUAUACAUAAUCGUUGUUUAAUGUGUGUGUCUUUAUCAUAAGCAUGACCGCCGAGAGAAGAGGGGGGAAGGAAGGAUUCCCCCCGGGCCCGGACUUUUCCAGGCCGCCCGGAAAUUUGAAGAUUCAAAAUCGAAACAAAUUUGGCUAGUGAAUUAUUUUGUUAAAAUAAUGAAUUCAAAAAAUUCUUGAUUCGAUAAUAUUCCCAUGCUCACAAUGGUUUUCAAUUCUCAUGUUUAGGGGCCCGUAAUAUUGCAGUCCCCCCGGGCCCGAAUUUUCUCCCGGCGGCCCUGAUCUUAAGCUAUAAUGUAAGCCGAGCUUAAACAUUCCUGUUAUUUCAAAUAUAUAUAAUAGAAAUAUUGUGCAAAUUUCCCAAUGUAAACAAAAUUGUAAUAAAAACCUUAGCCACAGACUAACAGACAGGACACUCAAA